Messenger RNA from Malassezia vespertilionis, 1002 nucleotides. RefSeq names its product cell division control protein (gene CDC10). The record is from RefSeq and is a predicted model, not a curated record. Gene Ontology annotation, biological process: cytoskeleton-dependent cytokinesis. The coding region runs from base 1 to 1002 and encodes 333 amino acids. The transcript has a single exon. Gene Ontology annotation, molecular function: GTP binding; molecular adaptor activity; GTPase activity. Gene Ontology annotation, cellular component: septin complex; microtubule cytoskeleton; septin ring. Lineage: Eukaryota; Fungi; Basidiomycota; Malasseziomycetes; Malasseziales; Malasseziaceae.
AUGACUACCAACGAGCCCUUGCUUACGCCGCUUAACGGCUACGUUGGGUUUGACACCCUUACAAAGCAGUUUGAGGCCAAGAUGCUGCGCCGUGGUUUCCAGUUCAACCUCAUGGUUGUCGGACAAACCGGACUUGGCAAAAGCACCAUGGUCAACACGCUCUUUUCCUCCGACAUGCUCGCUAGCCGGGGCCGUGAUGACCCUUCUGACCCCGUCCCGCAAACGACUACGAUCAACUCGUCUUCACACGUGAUUGUCGAAAACAACGUCAAGCUGCGGCUCAACAUUAUCGACACGCCUGGAUACGGCGACUUGAUGAACAACGAGCACUGCUGGGAGCCGAUCGUCAAGUAUAUCAAAGACCAAUACAGUAUUUAUUUGCGCAAAGAGCUGACUGCUGUGCGCGACCGCCACAUCCCCGACACGCGUGUACACGCCGUGCUCUUUUUCAUCAACCCAUCCGGCCAUUCGCUGCGCCCCAUCGACAUCCAGGUGUUGAAAAAGCUGGGCGACAUUACGAAUGUGAUCCCUGUCAUUGCUAAGGCAGACUCGAUGACAAUCCCUGAGCGUGAUUCGUUCAAGAAGCGUAUCCGUGCCUCGCUGCAAACCAACAACAUCCGCGUCUACCCGUUUGACCACGACGACUACAACGACGACGAGAGGGAGGCCAACAGCGUGGUCCAGGCGCUCCUUCCGUUCGCCAUUGUGGGUGCAUCGAACAUCUACGAAGUGGACGGUAGGCUGAUUCGUGGCCGCCAGACGGGUGCUGGUCUGAUCAACAUCGAGGACAAGAGCAUGUGCGAGUUUACCCAUCUGCGCGAUUAUUUGCUGCGCAGCAACCUCCACGACCUGAUCGACACGACUGCCUACACCUACUACGAGUCGUUCCGUUCGAAGCAGCUACUUGCACUCAAGGAGAGCAGUGCGAAGCAGCAGGCACAGGCACAGGCCGCAGCCGCAGCGCAGCAGCAGUACAGCGCAUCGCACGCGCAGUACGCCUAA